AUGAGGGUGUACCAUGGUAUACUGAACACAUUUGCGUACCCCUUUAGAUUGUGCAAGCGUGCCAACUUCAAUAUAACAACUUUCACAGAAAUGAGGGUGUACCGUGGUACACUGAACACGUUUGCGUACCCCUUUAGAUUGUGCAAGCGUGCCAACUUCAAUAUAACAACUUUAACAGAAAUGAGGGUGUACCGUGGUAUACUGAACACGUUUGCGUACCCCUUUAGAUUGUGCAAGCGUGCUAACUUCAAUAUAACAACUUUAACAGAAAUGAGGGUGUACCGUGGUAUACUGAACACGUUUGCGUACCCCUUUAGAUUGUGCAAGCGUGCCAACUUCCAAUACAACAACUUUAACAGAAAUGAGGGUGUACCGUGGUAUACUGAACACGUUUGCGUACCCCUUUAG
Messenger RNA from Parnassius apollo (apollo), 408 nucleotides. The record is from the annotation of a GenBank genome assembly. Lineage: Eukaryota; Metazoa; Arthropoda; Insecta; Lepidoptera; Papilionidae.